Hypoxylon fragiforme is the source of this 645-nucleotide messenger RNA. RefSeq lists its product as uncharacterized. The transcript has 4 exons. NCBI's taxonomy places the organism in Eukaryota, Fungi, Ascomycota, Sordariomycetes, Xylariales, Hypoxylaceae. Bases 1 to 645 code for a protein of 214 amino acids. The record is from RefSeq and is a predicted model, not a curated record.
AUGCCUAAUCAUACCGGGAUAUACGGGACCGGCUUCAGUCGUGUUAUCAAAGCGCUGUCUUUAGGCGUCAUGUUCGGAACUGCAGUUAUUUUACCAGUCUUUCAACACGAAUCCGCCUUUUAUCACUACCUAACGUUAUCCCUCUUCGCGGUCUCUACGUUUAUCCACAGUUACUUCAUCUGGGAGGCACUUGUUAGACACUUCGGACUGGCCCUGGUUAUGGUCGCUGUGCCCGUUCUCUUCACAUUACCCUAUUCCCACACGCCACUUUCAUUCUUGCCGAGCCGCAUUCCAAUCCUAAUCAUGUGGAUGAGUUUUUUCGUCGAGGAAUAUGCCAGGCGUAUCCCAACCGAUAAAUGGCACCGAAAGAAAGCACGGCCAGAUGUUGACCUCAAAGCCGACCGAUAUCCGAUCUUUUCUAUGCAUACGUGUUGCGACGAGUUGUUAGUUCAUAUGAACGGCGGUGAAAUGAAGCCAUACCAGGCGCCAAGUCAGAUGUCUUCGGAUAUUUCCUUGUCAGAUGGGCACGGAAAGUUGCCGUCAUCAUGUGAUAGCAUGACGCGGAGUUUUUGGCCCGAUAAAUUGGCCCAGGAGGGCGAGGUUAGAGAAGAGAGUGGCGACGAAAAGGUUCAAGAUGAGCUAUGA